Cajanus cajan (pigeon pea) is the source of this 2873-nucleotide messenger RNA. The record is from RefSeq and is a predicted model, not a curated record. NCBI's taxonomy places the organism in Eukaryota, Viridiplantae, Streptophyta, Magnoliopsida, Fabales, Fabaceae.
AAAGAAAUUCCGUAUCUGGUUGUUUUGUUUACGCUGCUGCGCUGUGCUUGUGCUUGUGCUUGUGUUUGUGGUUUCUCUCUCUCUCUCUCUCUCUCUCUCUGCAUAGCCAUAGUGCAUUGGGAUCUAACAGCAGCACAGGAGUGGGUGAUCGGAUCGGAGGAGGGAAGGGGCAUUUUCAUCGCCAAGGGGAAGGCGGAAUCGCUGCUGGAACGAAUCAUGAGCAAAGCCCUCGGAGACCAACAACAACAAGAAGACGACCAAGACUGCUUCUACGACUCACACGACCGUUUGCUCUCCCUCUCCUCCUCUUGCUCCUGCUCCAAUUCUAACUCCGACGAAGACAACGACAACAACGACGCCUACGCGCUCAACAACUACGACAUAUGGAUCUCCCACCCUUCCUCCGUCUCCGAGCGCCGCACGCGCCUCUUUCUCUCACUCGGCCUCACGCGCCCAAACCCUCACCCUCACCCUCACCCUCACCCUCACCCUCGCGAUCGCCUUUCGCCUCUCCGAUCCAAAUCCGACGCCGCAAACCCUAAACCUCCCAAUCCCAAUCCCAAGCCCGACCAGGAGCAGCUUCUCACAAUCCGCGAUCUCGACAACGGCGCCGAGUUCGUCCUCAACGACCACCGCCUCCGCGACGUCGCCACCGGACCUAUGGAGGAGUUCGACCUCACGCUCGGCCACUCCCCCAUCGUGCAGGAGCUCAUGCGCCGUCAGAGCGUCCGCGGCGGAGCCGCCGACGCCGCCAAUGCCGCCUCUUCCAAGGCAAAGAAGAACGGCGCCGGCGCUGGCGGCGCCGGUGCCGGUGCCGCCUCCGGCUGGCUCAGGACCAUCAAGACCGUGGCGACCUCCGUCACCGCCUACCGCGACCGCCGCAGCAGCGACGAGCGGGACACCUCGUCGGAGAAGGGAGGGCGGCGGUCCAGCUCGGCCACGGACGACAGCCAGGACGCGGCGUUCCACGGCCCGGAGAGGGUGCGCGUGAAGCAGUAUGGGAAGAGUUGCAAGGAGGUGACUGCGCUUUACAAGAGCCAGGAGAUUCAGGCGCAUAACGGGUCCAUUUGGAGCAUUAAGUUUAGUUUAGACGGGAAGUACUUGGCGAGUGCCGGUGAGGAUUGUGUGAUUCACGUGUGGCAGGUGGUGGAGGGGGAGAGGAAGGGGGAGCUGCUGCUGCUGGAUAGGGAGAAAGGGGAGGAUCAUGUUCAUGGGAGUAAUGUCAAUAUGCUUUUGCUGGUGAAUGGUUCGCCGGAGGCCGCCGCGCUGUUGUCGCCGCUCGCCGAUGGGGAGAGGAAGAGGAAGGGGAGGUCCAGUGUGAGUAGGAAGUCGUUGAGCUUGGACCAGUUGGUGGUGCCGCAGACCGUCUUUGCCCUCACUGACAAGCCCGUUUGCUCCUUUCAGGGGCAUCUUCAUGAUGUGCUUGAUCUCUCGUGGUCCAAGUCUCAGCACUUGCUCUCAUCUUCAAUGGACAAAACUGUGCGGCUGUGGCAUUUGUCUAGCGAGUCUUGUUUAAAAGUAUUUUCACACAGUGACUAUGUAACUUGCAUCCAGUUUAAUCCUGUUGAUGAUAGAUACUUCAUUAGCGGGUCGUUGGAUGCUAAGGUUCGCAUAUGGAGCAUUCCUGAUCGACAAGUUGUUGAUUGGACUGAUCUGCACGAGAUGGUCACUGCUGCAUGUUAUACGCCUGAUGGUCAGGGUGCACUGAUUGGUUCAUACAAGGGUAGCUGCCAUUUAUAUAAUACAUCUGAAAAUAAGUUGCAACAGAAAAGUCAGAUCAAUCUGCAGAACAAGAAAAAGAAAUCACAUCACAAGAAAAUUACUGGUUUCCAGUUUGCCCCAGGAAGUUCAUCGGAAGUACUUAUCACAUCUGCUGACUCAAGAAUUCGGGUUGUUGAUGGUGUUGAUCUGGUUCAUAAGUUUAAAGGCUUUCGGAAUGCAAGUAGCCCGAUUUCAGCAUCCCUCACGGCAAAUGGUAAAUACGUUGUCGCAGCAAGUGAGGACUCCCAUGUAUACAUCUGGAAAAACGAAGCUGAUUGCAGGCCCAACAGAAGUAAAGGUGUCACUGUCACACGAUCGUAUGAACAUUUUCACUGUAAAGAUGUGUCAGUGGCCAUUCCGUGGCCUGGUAUGGGUGAUGCAUGGGACAUGCAUGGUACAUUUUCCGGAGAACAACCCGAGCUUGACAACAAUGUUGAUGAAGUGUUGUCAGCCAAUCAUCCUCCUACCCCUGUAGAGGAAAACUUUGUUACUGAGGGUUCAAGAUCUGCAUCAGGUUACAGCAACAGUCCACGCCAUGCGACCAUUGCAAGUGCCACAAAUAGUUACUUUUUUGAUAGAAUUUCUGCAACAUGGCCAGAGGAAAAACUUCUUCUAGCUGCAAGAAACCAAAGCCCUCGUGUGAGUAUGGAUUUCUCUAAUGGGGUAAGUCAAAAAAUGUCAGCCUGGGGUAUGGUGAUUGUAACUGCCGGCCUUCGUGGGGAAAUUAGAACUUUCCAAAAUUUUGGAUUACCACUUCGGAUAUAAGAAAUGAGAAUAUGCAUCAGAAGGCAGCCAGUAGAAUUCACCUUCUCCAUUGUUAGUUGGUGAAAACCUGUACAGAAAAGUGGGUGAGAUUUGUAAUAUUAGCGGGGUUUCAUUUCUUUUCUUGUUUCUGUGCGUUGGAUGAAGAUAGGUUGUCAUUCCAUUCAGGCACUGAGGGUGAGGGGGGAUAAAGGUGGGGGGAAACAUUGCAAACAAAAAACCAAAAAGAAAAAAGAAAAAAAAAAAAAGUUACACCAGGAAUUUAGAAACCGAUUGAUGUAAUCGGCAAUUGUAGAGUAACGCGAGCAUGGAAAAAGUUUAUUGAAAUUAGAAAUGAUGAUUCUUUUACA